UGAAUAUUUGCUGCGAAAAAAAGAAGAUUGAAAAAGUUUGAAAAGAUAAAAGCAAAAGAGAGAAUAAGAGACACAUCUGCGUUUCAAAUUAAUAAUCAUUACGCUAACGAUGGAAGUCGCUUGUUUAUACUCACAUUAACCAUAAGUGUACAACAAGAUAUCCGAAUAAAUUUCUUUUCCAGCUGGAGUGUUUUUUCAGUUUGUUUUUUUGGUGUGCUGUGUGUUGACCCAGUUAAUAUGAAAGUGGAACUGUGUUCGCAUUAGAAAAGCGUAAAAAAGCACCGAGUGCAAAGGACGACGACGACGAAGAAAAAAAGUACAUAGAAAUUGAUAUAUAAAUAACGUGGCAGUGAAAGAGAACGAGAACGUGUGAGAGCGAAAAAAAACGAGUUCCAACAAUUUAAUAAAUAGCAAAAAAAGAAAGAAUUUUGUAUCGUUUCGAAAGCGAUAUUUUCCGCAAUUUUAAACCACACAACUUGCAGACUCACACAGCACAUAAAAGCGACGACGACUACGACUUCGACACACUUUCAAUAAAAGGUUCGUUUUUGUUGUUGUUGCAUAAUGCCGGUGAAAAGAACUGCAUCAACCACAUUGACGCCCGGUCAUUCGAAAAUGUAAAUGUGAUACACACCACUUACAAUAAAAAAAAAACACUUUAUCAGAAGCGAAAUCAAACAAUCAGCAACCAAUCCACUUUGUAUACACGUAUCAUAUAAAAUCGAACGAAUAAAGAAUAUGGAUGCACUGCAGGCCAUAGCAACAAGUAUCGGUGUCAUUGGACUGAUUUUAUUGAUGGUAUUGCUGGUGUUGCAUUUUUUUGGACCAAAAACGGCCGCAUGGAUUCAUUCCAAUCGAGAGGAAAAAAUCGGAUUUUCCAAAAAUGGCAUUUAUCAUGCAAAUGGAUAUCUGAUUCAAUCCGGUUCGGAGUUUUUAUUGAAUUCAACUGGAAGUUUCAAGCGUUUCGAGUCAAUUGACCGUGACUAUAAGCCUAGUGAUCAAACAUCACAACAAUCAUGGAAUCUAACCAUAUCAGAGAUACCACCACAACCAUUGCGACCUGCACCCAAUUCACCGACGCAUCGUGAACGCCAAAAAUCAUUAGAAAACUCACCUCAAAAGCAAACAUCCGUAACAGAAAGCGAGUGUAAAGUUGUUGACAAGACUAGUAGUACAGUUAUUCCGCGUCCUUCAACAAAACGUCAAUUUUCAAGUCCGGCCAAUUGUGGUGUUGCGCAUAUCAAUCUGUCUGACGUGGUGGCCAAAAUAAAUAACGGACCAAAAUCAUGCACAAAUCCAUUUCUGAAUGGUUCAUUGUCCAUAUCAGAGGAUGAUAAUUCCAACAGCAUCGAUUUAAAUGUGAACAAAAAUCAAUACAAUUGUGAUCAAGUGCAAACAUUUCAUGCCAUUGACGAGAAAUUCCAAAAAAAUCCAUUUUCAAAGCGACGAAACGAUGACACACCGUUUUUCUCAUUUCCCUCAAAUGGUAACAUUGACGACGAUGAUAAUGAUCAGAACCAAAUGACAAAUACUGACUACAAAAUUAAUACGGAAACGUCAAACACUUUGAUUGAAUUAAACGAACCGAUAAUAUCAGUAAUAACAACAGCAUCAACAACAAAUAGUUUUGAUAGUGUGACGUUAUUAAGCCAAAUAAAUAAUGUGCCGAAUGUUCAAAAUCACAAUCGAUCUCUAUCCGAUACUGGAUCCAAUUCAUUAAUCAAUGAUAUUUAUGAGCAAUCAACAACAACCAAAAAUCCAUUCGCUGAUGGUAAUUUACAUAAAACCGUUUCGGACACAUAUCUCGAACAGUAUUCAACGCAAAAAACUUCGCUCACUAAUUUAAAUCACACAGCGACGAGCCGUCAAUCAAACCAAAAUUCGGCCAAUAGUCCGUCAACGACAGUGAAUCCAAAUGAUACAACCGAAUUAAAACGAGCCAUGUCGUGCGAAUCAGUCAACUCGGAGUCAUCGGUGCGGCUGGCCGAUUUGGAGCAACAGAACAAUGUGCCGACUGUGACGGGACAGUUGUGCGUUGGAUUACAAUACGAUAAAAAUACACUCACUGACGAAGGCAUUGAGCUUGUGUUAACCGUAAUGGAAGCAAAAGAAUUAAUUGGACCUCCGGAUGCUGAGCAAUUUGAUACAUUUGUACGAAUUUAUAUGGUUCCCGAUGAAACAGUAGCACAACAAACAAAAUUGUUUCGUAAUUCAAGAUGUCCCAGCUACAAUGAUACAAUUUCGUUUUGGUUAAGUAAUAAAAUACAAUCAAAACGAACGCUAUGGUUUCACGUGUAUCACAGUGGAACGGUUCAUACGCUUAUUGGUGAGACUGAAUUUCAAAUUGGAGAUGUGCGUCGGCCAAUCACAACUUGGCUGACAUUGUCGGAUUCAAGGCAUAACAUAAGUCCAUAUGGCGAAUUAAUGUUUUCAUUGUCCUAUUUACCAACCGCUGAACGGCUCACAGUCGUUGUCGUUAAGGCACGAAAUCUUAAGCUCAACGAAGAUGAUCCAAAUAAUUCGCAACAAAAUGUCUUUGUCAAGGUUUAUUUGCAAAAAGACGAUAAAAAAGUAUCGAAAAAGAAGACCAGCAUUAAACGUGCCGAUAGCUGUCCAAUUUUUAAUGAAGCGAUGAUAUUCAGUGUGCCGCCAUAUAUGUUGAAUGCAAUUCAAGUGCGAAUAACUGUGAUGAGUGUGCCCGAAUCAACGUCAUCGUAUGAAAAUAGCAAUAUAAUUGGCGGUGCCAAGCCAAUUGGACACGUUAUUGUUGGUUGUUCAACAUCCGAUAAAGGCCUAAGACACUGGAAUCAAAUGAUGACCAGUUUACGAAAACCAGUCGCCAUGUGGCAUGCUAUAAGACGCAUUUCACAUCCAACACCAAAAUCCGGAUAAAUUCAUAUUUUUGGAUGUAAACCAUACGAAAUGGCCACGUGUAUGAAAACCAAAUCGAAUCACGAACACAUUUUGUGAUCAAACCAACACAUGCGAGGUAGGGAACACAGAACUUUCUCAAAUUUUACUGCAUCAAAUAUUAAAAUACAAACACAAACAAUCGAAUCAUUUCUAUACAUGUAUCAAACGGACAAUAUUCUCAAAAUAUAAAUUACCACUUUGUAUAGAACAAACAAAAAUGGAAUAUACUCGCUUUAAACAAACAAACUAUUCUUCCCUUUGGAAAAUACCUCAAGUCUUUUUGGUAAACACAUGUUCAAACGCAAACAUGUAUGGAAUUUAUACGCUCACACUCACACAUUCAAACACAUACAUACAACCACAUAUGAAACUAACAUACAUCAACAUAGAUUUUUAUGAAAUUUUGAAAGAGAUCUCCCUUGUGAUAAUCGUUAAAUAUUGUCUCAUAUAUUGGUUAUUGAAAUUUAAACGUUGGCAUUCUGAAAUUUGAUGUAAAAAAUAAACAAAUUGUUGCACAGGAUAUUUGUAGACAGCUAGGAGUCGUAUUUUUUCAAAAUGAUUAAUGAAUAUGUUUUGAUUUGUUCGCAAGGUUUCACUAUCCUGUUUGCCAGGAUAUAUUGAAUGCAUUUUGCGAAUAUGAAUUUAAGAGGGAGAAACAAAAACAGGAUUCAAAAUUCGCAGACUUUUUUAAAUCAAUUUCUAUAAUGAAAUUGUUCAACAUAUUUUUGUUAUAAAAUUAAUCAAAAUAUUCUUCGUUAUCAUAAUUAGUUUAGUGUUUGAAUGCGAACAGAAAAUGUGAUGAAAACAUUUAAACGGAGAUUGAUUGAAAAAAUUGGAUAAAAAUCGUAUAAUAUUUUGUGCCAACUUCAAAAUGAUGAAAAAUGUAAUCGAUGUGGAUUUACUUUGAAAAGAGUUUUGCUACAUAAUCAAAAACUUUGUGUCGAACAUUUUAUGAAAUCGAACAUUUUAAAAAGUUUUUCAGUGCGAUUGAUUUUAUCGCUUAAAGCGAAAGUAUCUAUUAUUGGUUCUUUUUUCUAAUCAGACUUUUGAACACUCAAACAAAUACCAUUUUGUAAACAUGCGGGAUCACGUUUUUUAUGCAUGUUUCACAAAAGAUUUUCAGAUGAAUUUUAAAUAAAUUUCAAACGAUAUUUCCUUCCUAAAUUUCGAACGAACCGGGAGGUUUCUCUAUCAAUCCUAUCCUUUAUUUCUCCCAUCAAUCCCAAUCAAAUCUUUAUGUAGUCCAAGUUCAACAUCAAAGGCCACUCCACAUUUUUUUUGCAUUCAAAUGUAUAUUUCCGUUUCGAAUUCAUUUGCGAUACAAUUUUACUGCGCAAAAUAUAUACCUGUACAAAAUAAUCUCUUAUCUAUUUACCAUAUAAGCUUAGUUAGGCUAAUAUAUACACAAAUAUACUGAAUUUAAAUCGUAUAACUCUUUUGAUUUAUCUAUCUCUAUCUCUACAAACAAGAACAAUUAUAUCACACACACACAAUCACACAAAGAGCAACAGCAACUUGAAAUAAUCAUUUUUAAUUUAACACGUAAAUGCAUGGUAUUUGUGUGUAUAAGAAAUGCCUCUGUUGCAUUUAAUCUCUGUAAACCAUCACUAUAUACUUAUAUAUUCUGGUAUUCACUUUAUCCACAUUUCCAUCAAUAUAUAAUCAUCCACAUGAAUGACGGCACACUGUGUGUGAUGUAUGUUUUCAUGCAAGCAACCAUUUUAUGCACCAUUUAUCUGCAUUUCGGUGCUGAAGAAGAUAUGCAAUUUUAAAAUACAAACACACAAAAUAUCAUGGACCUUUUUGCUCGAGACAAACCGAUAGACACGUUCCCACUAUAUUUCCAGGCCAAAAGUAGCACAGGAACUAAUUUCAAAUGGAUUUUUUUUUUGGGUUUUUUGAAUAUGUUGAAAGUUUUGAAAUGAACUGCUUUAAUGGCAUCGACCAAAAAUUCCAAAUAUUAAAUAUUUAUGAAGUUAUUAAAUAUGGAAUACAAUAUCUGAUCGGAGAACGAAGACAAUAUAUAAACAAGGAUAGCAUUAGCAAAUGAAUAUGGAUUUUUUUUAUUUCAAAUAUAAAUAGCUUUACUCAAGAGAAAUAGAGACAAAGAAAAGGAAAAACAAGUUAUUCAAUCAAUAUAACAGUCACGUAAUUAGCCUAUAGAGAAUCAGAAAAGAGAGUCGAAAAAAGUCAAAUCGUUUUUUAAACUGUUACACAAUUCUUUUCGGUUAAACACCAAAGGAUUGUAUAGAAUAAGUAAAAAACACUUCUUUGGAAGUUCUCACUGUGACGCAAUACUGCACAUCAAUUUCGGUUAAACACCAAAGGAUUGUAUAGAAUAUUUAUGAUUGGCGAGCGUUCCUUCUAAAAAAAAGUUCUAAUUCAAUUUUCAAUAAGUAAGUAAAAGCAAGAAAAAGAAAACCGAAAAUACCCAUAAAAACUGUCUUAAUAAGCUUAAGAGACAUAUUACGCAGAAAAAGAAAGUAUAAUUUCAAAAACAAAAAACAAUUGAAAAGUUCUUUUUAAACAACCCAUUUCACGCCAUAUCACAUUGAUAAAAAUGAUAAAACAUAGCUGGUCUGAAAGGAAUGUCUUUUUUAAGAUAAGAUUCAUCACGUACUUCACUUUUUUACUUUAAAAACCAAAAUAGGUUCGCACUUCAAACUGAUUUCAAAUCAAAUUGAAACCUUGAUUUAAAUUCAGCAAAUAGUCACUUUCAUUCCAUAGCUACAGCUUCAUAACUGAAAUUUGUCUAAAGGUAUCUCCGUCACAUAAUUUAUGAAGAAAUAGAUGUGUAUUCACGUGUAUGCGUACAUUCAAAGAAGACGAGUAACUUCCAUUCAAUAAUUCACGGUUUGCGACUAUUAGAUGAACGUUAAUUGAUAUCAAAUUAAAGAGCUAUUUAUUGACGUACUAAUCAAAGCGCUACUCCAAAAAUAGCAAAGAAAAUAAGCAGAUAUACAGCAGUACUAAUUAAAAAAAAGAACGUGUAAUAGCAUUUUAUAUAACAAUUAGCAAACUUCCUCCUAAUCAAAGAGAACUUCAAUAUCAUCAAUUAAAAGUAUACUAAUUAAAGAUCUUGAUUUUCAAAUAAUCUGUGUUCUUUUGCCACUAAGCAAACUUAUAUGAAUGCAUUGCGUAAUGUUAUCCUUAUGUAAUGUAUCGAUUGAUUGCUGCAAAUAUCGAGUGACAUCAGCCAAUUAAGACACUAUUAAAGAUGUUAUUUUCAUUUAUUUUAUAAAUAUAUCAUAAGAAACUGACUGUUUGAAUCAUGUUAUAUGUCUAUCAAAAUUGAUUGAUUAUUGCAGACGAUGAUGAAUGCCUAUAAGAUAUAGCCUAUAAAUAAUGUAAUGAAAAUAAAACUAUAUUCUUGUAAUACUAAUAAGAAAAUAUGUGAAGGCGAUGAAAUGUUUGGAGGUGGAGGUGGAUUUGCAGACACAUCCCAUACACUGUCUUAAAAGUUAUAAAUACUUUGGUAACACACAUGAAUUUUUCGAAAUACAUGAUGUUUUACAGUGAAUGUGUAUCAAUAAAUCAAUCAAUCAAUGAAUACCCAAUAAUUUGUGUAAUAAAAACAAUUAAUUGCAAAAAUG
Messenger RNA from Contarinia nasturtii (swede midge), 6506 nucleotides. RefSeq names its product synaptotagmin-17. The record is from RefSeq and is a predicted model, not a curated record. Lineage: Eukaryota; Metazoa; Arthropoda; Insecta; Diptera; Cecidomyiidae. Gene Ontology annotation, molecular function: calcium-dependent phospholipid binding; SNARE binding; clathrin binding. Bases 739 to 2892 code for a protein of 717 amino acids. Gene Ontology annotation, biological process: calcium-ion regulated exocytosis; regulation of calcium ion-dependent exocytosis; regulation of dopamine secretion. The transcript is spliced from 8 exons.